AUGAGCGGCGUCUCUAGCCCCGCCCACCGUCUCUCACGCUCAGGGGGUGGAGUGCCAGGCCAGCCCCAGAGGCCCCGCGGAAGAAGAGCACUGGUUUGGCCUCCUCGCUUGCCGUACGAACUCGUUGCUGGGGGACAGGACAGGAGGAGGGUCACUAAAAUGGCGGCUAAGAUGGCAACGCUUGCAGCUAUCCCUGCUGGUCUGGCAUUUGUAUCUAUUAAUAUAUAUGCUGCGACAGAAGAAGAAUCAAAAGCCCAGUCAGUGAAGCCAAAUCAGCUUCCCAUUUAUUGUGUGCCGCCUCUGAAAUCAAGAUAUGUUGAAGAAGACCCUGGUCAUUUGCAGGUGGGGUUUUCUACAUUAAGAAAGACAACUAGUCAUUAUGUUGAGUGGUGCAAGGAUGCCUAUGUCUUUGUUAAAAAUGGGAUAAUGGAUUCAAUACAGUUUGGAAAAGACACAUAUGUUUAUCUGAAGAAUCCACCUCCAGAAUUUCUUCCAAAAGUUGCUGUACUUACAAUUUCAGGUCUAGCUGGCUUAGUUCUGGCAAGAAAAGGUUCUAGAGUUAAGAAAAUUGCUUACCCGCUGGGGCUUACCACUUUAGCAGUAUCCGUUUGUUACCCAGCUCAGUCAGUAGUACUUGCUAAGAUAACAGGGAAAAAAGUAUAUGCUGCAAGCCAUCAAACCUAUGAAGCAAUAGGAUCACUAUGGACAAAAAACUCCUCUAUGAAAGAAGUGCUACUCACACAGAAAGAAAAUUCCAAGCGUGGUUCAUAUCUGCAACAAGUUCCGGAACCAGCUGUGGGAGACGAUAAAAGUCCAGAGAUUAAAAAAACAACCCCUGAAUCUGAAGUUAAGUCAAAAACACUUGCUGUAACAGAUUCUCCUGUAAUGAAGAUUCAGAGUUCGAAAGAUCUGGUGCCUUUGCCAGCAGAAAUAAAAGUGCCAAAUGUCAUUUCAGAUGUAGUGAAGACAACAAAAUUUAAGCUUGACCCCAGGCUUAUGGACCAUGGUCAGUCCAGCCCAGAGGAUGUGGAUAUGUACAGUACUAGAAGCUAAGGCACCAAUUUACAAAUAUUGGGAAGUACUAACAAUAGCAAAGAAAAAUGGAAGGAUUAUGCAAUGUAUGAUUGUACCGAAUGUGGUAUAAUUUAAUCAGGUAUUUUCUUAAAUCCCAAUAUGUACAGUCAAUCUACUUUGUCCUUGUUGUUUACUGGGUACUGUUUCUUACUACCUAUAAGCAAUUAAAUAUUUUAAUUUCUUUGAACAAUAAUUAGCUGUUUGACACUGAGAAUUAUAUUUCUCUCAAUAUGUGCUUGCAAUGGGGUGUAUCAGGAUUGUCAGUGUCAAGUUGUUAAUAAACAUAAAUCACCUUUAUAAGGGAUGGUUUGAAAGUGUAAAUGUAUUUCUGUCCUUCAGCUCCUUAGUUGUUCAAAGGCAGUAAAAGAGUAAUCUGGUAAUCUUUUGAUUGUUGUCCCCCUUCUCACUCACUCCCAGCUCUGGAAUGUUAUGGGAAAAUGAUAGCAUUUGGCAUCCAUGUUGGCUCAAGUAUCUUAUUAGUCUGAGCACUCAUAAUAUAAAAGAAACCAGCUGUGAUUGUUGUACUCUCUCAAAUUCAGUUGCUUUAAGAUUUAUGUAAGCUAGCGCCUUCUGUAAAAAUCACUGCUGUUAACCUGUUCCACCGAGGUGACUAGAAUAGAAAAUAAAUUUUGUUCUGUAUGUGUGUAGCUUUCCUGAUUUAAAAGUAACAUUUAAAGUGAAAAGAAAAAAUUGGAGCUAGUCUUCAAAGCAUCCCUUGUAGACCACACAUUAGUUUUCAGUCAACCUUUAAUAACAUAGACUGAUAUUUAUUAAGUUGCUUUUCAGCUCCAUCAACUCUAACCCAUGUUACUGGUACUGUUUGUGCUAAUGUGGAAUAUAUUAGCAAAUUAUGGCAGGAAAGUUGGGCGUUUUAGUGACACAGAGGUUAAAACAGGUAGUUAUACUAUUGGAUGAAAGUGCUCUCACAGCUUAACUUAAAAAAAGAAUAAAAAGUUGUGGAGGUUAGUAGGGAUAAAACCAAGGUCCACAGUCUGUUUUGAAGCAUGCAUACCCAGAGCCCAUUGACUUCAAUGGGAUUUCUGUGAACGUAAGAAUGAGCAAAUAUUUAGAGUCAAUUUUUCAUUCUGGUAAAAUUUUGAUAUGAUAAAGUGCUUUGAGACAAAAUGGAAAUCCUUUUUAAGGACUGUUUGUUUGACUUAUGAAAAGUAGCAUGUUCUGGCACAAUACAGUUAUUGCUAUCAUUUAUGGAGCAGAACAUAUACACAAUUCUUUGCCUCUUGAAGUAGUUAUUAGUAGUUAUGCCAAUGUCACGUGUCAACAGUUUAGUAUCAACAUACAGUUAAAAAAAUGUAAAAAAAAAAAAAA
This is a messenger RNA of Trachemys scripta elegans, 2400 nucleotides long. It is a transcript of the gene APOOL, whose product is annotated as apolipoprotein O like. The transcript has 9 exons. NCBI's taxonomy places the organism in Eukaryota, Metazoa, Chordata, Testudines, Emydidae. Gene Ontology annotation, biological process: cristae formation. Gene Ontology annotation, cellular component: MICOS complex. Bases 1 to 1053 code for a protein of 350 amino acids. The record is from RefSeq and is a predicted model, not a curated record.